Recurvomyces mirabilis is the source of this 1725-nucleotide messenger RNA. RefSeq lists its product as uncharacterized. Gene Ontology annotation, molecular function: pyridoxal phosphate binding; transaminase activity. The transcript is spliced from 2 exons. The record is from RefSeq and is a predicted model, not a curated record. NCBI's taxonomy places the organism in Eukaryota, Fungi, Ascomycota, Dothideomycetes, Mycosphaerellales, Teratosphaeriaceae. Bases 1 to 1725 code for a protein of 574 amino acids. Gene Ontology annotation, cellular component: cytosol.
AUGAGUCCGUCGCCACGGAGUAAAAUUGCAGCAGAGAGUCUGCAGAUCGGAUAUGCAGGACUGGCAUGUAUUCGGGGUAAAAAGCUCAAGGAGCAGAGAGCGCGAAGGAGCCGAAAGCGCAAAAGUGCCGCAAUUGGAAAGGAUGUGGAGGCGAAUUGGUUGUUCUCCGACUCGGUACGAAAUACAAGCACCAAUGAAGGCCGAAGGAGGUGCUUUCGGCGUCUUUACAUCCAUCAUCUGGUCGAGGACGGCAGACGUGCAGAAGAUGACUUCUCCGACAGUCUUGAUCUACCAGCCAUGGCAAGAGACACGAUGGGAAUCCAAAACGAGAUCAUACCUAACAUCAGGAGCGCUGUUCUAUCGCGAGACCUAAAUCGCCGAGUACCUACCCUGACGCAUGCGAAAGGCAUAUACUACCACACUUUCUGCGGCAGAAGCAUCGUGGACGCAUGUGGUGGAUCUGCUGUUGCAUGUCUAGGACACGGCAAUGCCAGAGUGACAACGGCAGUCUCGGAGCAGAUGGGUAAAGUGCCAUACUGCCACAGCCAGUUCUUCACAACUCGCGCGAGUGAGAGACUUGCCGACGCUGUUAUACGCUCCACGGAUGGGAAGAUGUCAAGGCUGCUCACAGUCAGCUCCGGUUCCGAGGCGUUAGAAGCAGCUCUCAAGAUUGCUCGGCAGUACUUUCUGGAGUUGCCAGAACCACAACCCCAAAGGAGACACUUUAUUGGCCGAGCACCUUCAUAUCAUGGAGCAACGCUGUCGGCUUUGGAAGUUGGGGGCCAUCUGAGUCGACGCGCUAUGUUUGAGCCAAUGCUAGCAUCAAAAACUGAGCGUGUGUCCUUAUGCAACCCCUAUCGUGGCAUGCGCCCUGGCGAGACGAGCGAAGAGUAUGUCGCACGACUUGCGUACGAGCUGGACACCGCCUUCUCGAGAUUUCCACCCAAUUCUGUUUGUGCGUUCGUUGCAGAGACAGUGACCGGCGCAUCGACAGGCACCAUACCUGCUACAGACGGCUACUUCGUGGCCAUGAAGAGGGUUUGCGAGAAACAUGGAGCACUCCUUAUCCUGGACGAGGUUAUGUGCGGCAUCGGUAGAACAGGAACAAUGCACGCUUGGCAACAAGAGGAUGUCGUGCCCAACAUUCAAGUUGUUGGGAAGGCUUUUGGCGGAGGAUUUGUGCCUGUGUCGGGAGUCUUGAUCGACAAACAAGUAGACCAUGCGAUUGAGCAUGGCUCCGGAAAGAUCUCUCACGGCCAGAGUUUUCAGGCCCAUCCCUCCGCAUGUGCUGCAGCUCUCGAAGUCCACAACAUCAUUCUUGAAGAGGAAUUACUGGCCAACGUAAAAGCAAUGGGUGACCGCCUUGCCGGCACGCUGCAGGAACGAAUUGGUUCACACCCUAAUGUUGGAGAUAUUCGUGGUCGUGGCUUGUUCUGGUCGGUAGAAUUUGUUCGCAACAAGGCGACCCGCGAAUCUCUGCCCAGAGACUGGAACGUAGGCUAUGCUUUCCACGAGUUUGCGAUGCAAGAGCCAUAUAACAUUUGUGUUUACCCAGGAAAUGGCACGGCAGAUGGUGUUGUUGGGGACCACACGCUCAUCGCACCGGCGUAUAAUGUCACAGCCGCCGAGAUCGAUAUAAUCGUUGAUAGAUUGGCCAGGGCGGUGACCGACUUUUUCGAAGGACUUACUGGUGCCCGGACGCUUGAGAAAAUCCGCCAGUGGUAA